AUGUCUCCAGGACUUCCCAACCCGAAUCUGGCUGCUACUACUGAGAGUUCAUUCGAUCUUGACGAUAUUAGCGACUGGGAUACUGACCAACUCUCGCCCUCCUUCUCACUCUUCUUCUCACCCUCGGCACGACUCCAAAUUCACCGAUCCACCUCUUUGCAGACGGAGGGUAUGAGUAGUGCGACGAUUUCCACCCCAAAGGCAAUGCCACCGCUUCACAGUGUUAUAGCACAGCAUGGUGCUAUAUCAGCCAUUAUCGUCGAAGUUGGCCCAGACCGCAGAAAAUACCACGUCCAGAAGGCAUUUUUGACUCACUACUCGGAAUACUUCUCUAAGGCGCUAAAUGGAGCUUGGAAAGAAGCGAAAGACAAGAUCAUACGUCUGAUCGACAUCGAGCCUGCCAUCUUCGGUCUGUUGAUUGAGUGGCUGUACACUCAAAACCUGCUCAAUCUCAUCACCCUCAACGCGAACAAAAUCGAUCUAUCUAGUUGA
Molecule: messenger RNA, 492 nt
Organism: Alternaria arborescens
Lineage: Eukaryota; Fungi; Ascomycota; Dothideomycetes; Pleosporales; Pleosporaceae
Exons: 2
Coding region: 1-492 (163 amino acids)
Molecular function (GO): protein binding
Source: RefSeq, a predicted model, not a curated record